AUGCUCUCCCGCCAGACACGCCUCCUCAGGCGCAUCCCCCACCCCAACAACGUCCUCUCCGCCGCACACACUCAGAGGCGCAGCAAGUCCUCCAGCAUCCACACCUCCUCCGCCCAGAAUGCCCCCGCCCCCGUCGCCGAACGAGGCAUGUCUCUUGAGGCCAAGGAGCGCGUACGAGCCCAUGUGAGGAGAAUCCAGAGCAGCGCCGUUUCUGGCUCCGCUGCCAGCCCCGCCGUCCGCCCCCAGCCCGCCCAGCACUUCCAAGCCGCGCCUCAGCCCAUGCCCACAAAUACGCCCCAAUUCGAUGCCGCCGACAGCCAGAUCAAGGACGGACUCGAUUACUCAUUCGUCGGCAUGUCUGGUGGUCAGAUCUUCCACGAGAUGAUGCUCCGUCAUAGCGUCAAGAAGGUCUUUGGCUACCCCGGUGGUGCCAUCCUCCCCGUCUUCGACGCCAUCUACAACUCUCCUAAUUUCGACUUUGUCCUUCCCAGACAUGAACAGGGUGCUGGCCACAUGGCUGAGGGUUAUGCCCGUGUCUCUGGCAAGCCCGGUGUCGUUCUCGUCACCUCUGGCCCCGGCGCCACAAACGUAAUCACCCCCAUGCAAGACGCCCUCAGUGAUGGUGUCCCCAUGGUCGUCUUCUGUGGUCAGGUCGCUACCAAUCUCAUUGGUUCCGACUCUUUCCAGGAAGCCGACAUGGUCGGUAUCUCCCGAAGCUGUACGAAAUGGAACGUGAUGGUCAAGGACAUUGCCGAGCUUCCCAGAAGAAUCAACGAGGCGUUCAAGAUUGCCACCACUGGCCGCCCCGGCCCCGUCCUUGUCGACCUCCCCAAGGACGUCACUGCCGCUAUCCUCCGUACCCCCAUCCCCGCCAAGUCUGCUCAGCCCGGACACUCUCCGUACCUCCCCUCCAACCCCCUGAAUCCUUCAUCUCAGCCCACAAAACCUCUCCCCGGAGACCCCGAGCUCAUCGCUCAAGCUGCCAAGCUGAUCAACUCGGCUAAGCGACCCGUCAUCUACGCCGGUAACGGUGUCCUCUCAUCUCCCGAUGGCCCCAGACUCCUCAGAGAGCUCUCCGACAAGGGUAGAAUCCCCGUCACCACCACUCUUCAGGGUCUUGGUGCCUUUGACGAGCGAGAUGAAAAGUCUCUCCACAUGCUUGGUAUGCACGGCUCUGCCUAUGCCAACUUUGCCGUGCAGGAGGCCGAUGUGUUGAUUGCUCUUGGUGCUCGAUUCGAUGACCGUGUCACCGGCAAGGUCGACACUUUUGCUCCCGCCGCUAAGGCUGCCGCUCUCGAGGGUCGAGGUGGUAUCGUCCAUUUCGAGAUUCAACCCAAAAACAUCAACAAAAUCAUCGAAGCCAACGUCCCCGUCCUUGGUGAUGUCGUUGCCUCCCUUGGCGCCCUUGUCCCUCAAAUCAACAACACUGUCGACCGUUCUGCUUGGAUCGCCAGAUGCAACGCCAACAAGGAGCGAUACCCCUUCACCUACCACCCCAGUGGUUCUGGCCAGAAGCUGAAGCCCCAGGAGGUUGUCCAGGAGCUUGACCGACAAGCCGAGGCCCUCGGCAAGGAGAAGUUUAUCAUCUCUACCGGUGUUGGACAACAUCAGAUGUGGGCCUGUCAAUACUACCGAUGGACUGAGCCCCGCUCUUGGGUCUCUUCCGGUGGUCUCGGUACCAUGGGUUUCGGCCUUCCUUCCGCCAUCGGCGCCAAAGUCGCCGCUCCCGAAAAAUAUGUCAUUGACAUUGACGGUGACGCCAGUUUCUCCAUGACUGCCAUGGAGCUCCAGACCGCCAACCAGUUCAACAUCGGUGUCAAGGUCUUGCUUUUCAACAACGAGUUCCAGGGUAUGGUCGAGCAAUGGCAAGAUCUGUUCUACGAGAACCGAUACUCUCACACCCGUAUGACCAACCCCGACUUUGUCAAGCUCUCCGAGUCUAUGGGCACCAAGGGUAUCCGAUGUGCUACUAUCGAAGAGCUCCCCGCCAAGAUGAAGGAGUUCCUCGAGUACGACGGCACCAGGCCUAUCGUUCUUGAGGUCCUUGUCUCCAGCGAGCACGUCUACCCUAUGGUCCCUGCCGGCAAGGCCCUGCACGAGCAGAUCCUCCACCCCCUCCUCCGAAAGUCUGAAUAA
Molecule: messenger RNA, 2136 nt
Organism: Cryptococcus amylolentus CBS 6039
Lineage: Eukaryota; Fungi; Basidiomycota; Tremellomycetes; Tremellales; Cryptococcaceae
Product: acetolactate synthase, mitochondrial
Exons: 6
Coding region: 1-2136 (711 amino acids)
Biological process (GO): L-valine biosynthetic process
Cellular component (GO): mitochondrion; acetolactate synthase complex
Molecular function (GO): acetolactate synthase activity; magnesium ion binding; thiamine pyrophosphate binding
Source: RefSeq, a predicted model, not a curated record